AUGGGUCUCUUCCUCCGCAAGAAGAGUUCCAAGGCAUCCCUCAAAGCCGCAAAGGAUGAACGGCGCGGCGGCACUCCGCCUCCCCAGCUACCCCCGCUCCCCGACCAUAUCCGGCGCGCAGAGGCCGACGCCGCCGCCGCCGCCGCAGCAACAACAGCAAAGGCUCAACAGACCAACAAGACGCGUCGCCGUUCCCGUUCCCUUUGGGCAGACAGUGACGAGGCAAAGGCAGCAGCACCAUUCUCCUCUGCAGGCGACCUGGCGUCCCAGCCAUGGAGGAGUCACGACGCGUGGAUGGCGUUCCAAAAGCCUGCUGCACCACAGUCCGUUAUCGAUGAACUCGUCUUUCCAUGCUCGCCAGCCGCUCAGCCCGGUUGGCGUGGGCGCGGUGGAGGCGGCCUCUUCAGCACAGAGGGUAUGCUCGACCACGAUCACAUUCGUCGUGCAGCUACACCCACUUUGCCUAGCUCGCCAAGCUCCGUUCGCCGCCUCCUCGCCUCGCCAUCCCUCUCGUCUCCCCCCUCGCGUCGGCUUGACUUUGCCUCACCCCUCGGAUUCGGUGCCCGCGAGCGCAGUGGUAGCGAGUCUCAGUCCUACAGCACUCAGGACAGCCAGGCCCAGGAGACGCUCGACAACCCAGAACUCGCUUCCACACCACCCGACAGCCUGCUCAUGACACCAAGUGCCCCACCAAGUGCCCCUGGAUCGUACCCCACCGACCCGAGUACUGGCGCGUCCCCCGACAUGCUCGUCACACCCAACUCGACGCCGUCGAACCCCUCGCCGACGCCCACCAACCUCCUCCCAGAGUUCAACUCGCCCACUCCCGCUCCCGUCCACGGCCCCGUUACCAACGACAUCGCGUUCACGCAGCGCCGUCGUUCACCCACCCGCGCACUCCCGCCACCCCCUAUCGACGACGAGAUUCCCGAGGAGGUGAUCGACUUUUCGACUGCCACAUCGCCUCUCGAGGCGCCCAUCAUGCCGUACUCUGGCUCAAAGAGCCGCUCAAACUCGGCCUCCUCGGCCCACUUCCCGUUCCCCAAUCGCACAUCCGCCGGGUCCAUGUACGUGCAGCCCCGAUCGGCUCCGUCUCCGGGACCUUACGCCUCGAACGCCAUACAAGCCCAGCCGCGUUCCGCCCCAAGCCCAGGCCCGUACGCCUCGCCAGGCAUGUCGACCUCGCCUCUUCCGGAUGCAUCAAUGCGCUUCCCGCCAGUACAGGGCUUGGUCCAUCCACGCCGCCCAAGUAUGGGCAGCAGCACCCCCAGCAUGUUACCGUACGCCCAGCCGUCUCCACAGCAGCAGCAGCAGCAGCAGCCGCCUCGGCGGCCAGCACCCAGAAGCUUUGAGCAGCGGGCAUACGAGCAGCGUCCCCCAAGCCGGAACACAUCAAACGGCAGCCGCGGGAAUCACUCCAGGCCCGCUAGCCGCACAGCCAGCUCGUCAGGCCACGGACAUUCGGGGUAUCACUCGGACGCCGCCAGUGUGCCGGUCCCGCACACGCCCGAGGGCAUCGCGCAGGCCGUCAGCAUCUGGCGGCAGAAGAGCCAGCGUCGCGACGUUGAUGCCGCCAUCGCCGCGGGCAUGGUGAGCCCACCCCCACGCAAAGAGUGGGAGAACCCCGACGUCUUCGCUCCUGCCGGAGCUUGGGAAGCUCCAGGCACCUACAACCCUUACGACGCGGCCGAGUUUGAGCCCCACUCGUUCACCGCACCUCUCCGCCUCCCAAGGGCUCCACCGAUGCAUGCGGCCCACCAAGCGCCGACAAUCAUCCGCAAACCCAGUGCUGGCCACGCGGUCAAUUCUGCGCCGAUAGGCCGCGCCCCGCGCGUCCAGCAGCAGGUUGCGCAGUCUGGCUGGAUCUAG
Cutaneotrichosporon cavernicola is the source of this 1869-nucleotide messenger RNA. RefSeq lists its product as uncharacterized. Bases 1 to 1869 code for a protein of 622 amino acids. The transcript has a single exon. NCBI's taxonomy places the organism in Eukaryota, Fungi, Basidiomycota, Tremellomycetes, Trichosporonales, Trichosporonaceae. The record is from RefSeq and is a predicted model, not a curated record.